This is a messenger RNA of Monoraphidium neglectum, 174 nucleotides long. RefSeq lists its product as hypothetical. Gene Ontology annotation, cellular component: phagophore assembly site; extrinsic component of membrane. Lineage: Eukaryota; Viridiplantae; Chlorophyta; Chlorophyceae; Sphaeropleales; Selenastraceae. The transcript has a single exon. Gene Ontology annotation, molecular function: phosphatidylinositol-3-phosphate binding. The record is from RefSeq and is a predicted model, not a curated record. The annotation marks the transcript as partial. Gene Ontology annotation, biological process: piecemeal microautophagy of the nucleus; autophagosome assembly; autophagy of mitochondrion.
AUGUUCACGGCUGACUGGGCGCUGCGGCGGGUCCUGAAGUUUGUGCUCAAGCGCAGCGUCGGGAAAUUCCUGCAGACCGACCUUGAUUUGGAGCAACUGGAUGUACAGCUCGGUACAGGCGCCGUUGAGUUGCGCAACGUCUUGCUGAAUUGCAACACCAUCAACCAGCGGCUG